AUGGCGAGUAGAAUCCCAGGUGAAUUGUUAGAGAGCAUAGGAAAGUGCCUAAACACUAGAACAGAUGUUUCUCGAUUUCGUGCGGUGUGCAAGUCAUUGCGGUCCUCCAUCCCUCGCUUCGAAAAGCAGCUUCAAUUUCCCAUCAAAGUUCUCAUUCGAAACACCAAUGGCAGCAACACCACCUUUACCCUAACCGAGAGCAUUGUCUUUCAUCUUGCGCCUCCUAGAGAUGAUCCUCUUAAAAGAGGUUGGUUGGUUAAGGUUGAAGAAGGAAAAUAUGGUGAAACUCGUAUGUUGCAUCCACUCUCCCAGUUUGUUGUUGGGAGACUGCCCCACACAUUCCCAAAGGUAUUUAACCUAUUGGAAUUUAGGGUUUUUGAAUAUGCAAGAGUUUACAGCAUACAUGAUGGGGGUUGGUGGGACCGUAAUAAUAAGGUGGCCUUGUCCAUGAAUCUCGGUUUCCCUGCGGUCAUGAUAAUUGUCGAUGGAGUAUUAUACCGCGGUGAAUUAGAUGUCGACGUUAACAACUGCAUUGAGGUCUCUCAGUUGGAUCAUGAUCAACAUUAUGAUUAUGAAGAUGUUAUUUUUUACGAAGGGAAGUUCUACGCUGUCUGCCGGGACGGACAAGCUGUAGUGGUUGAUUCUUGUCUGAAUGUGAAAGUAGUUGCGCCACCAAUAUUAGCUUGUUUGGGUGGUGAUCACAAGAAGAGUUUGGUGGAGUCGUUGGGGGAGUUGCUCUUAGUCGAUAGGUAUCCGAGUACAAUGGGAGAAGAUAGUUAUUUAGACAAGUGGCUCGACAUUGAGCUUAAAUUCAAGGUUUUUAAGUUGAACACAGCUGAAAAUCAAUGGAUUGAGGUUGAUGAGAGGGAUGCUUUGAGCGAUCGAAUAUUGCUCGUGGGGGAUGACAGCUGCUUCUCUGUUUCUGCUAGAGAUUUUCCAGGAUGUAAGGGAAAUAGCAUUUAUUUCUCUAAUUUCUUUUACAUGAAGAAUAAUAUGGAGGGUGAGUUUGGAGGAAUGUUUAGUGAGAUGGGAGUUUUCCGAUUAGAUUUUGGCAGUCACUUGCCCCUAACAUAUUAUCCAAGCUGUGACAAUAUCUUCUGCCCACCCCCAACUUGGACUUGGUUGUCAAGCAAGGAAAAGAAAAGGAAGAAGAUUUGGCGUUGGUGCUUGACUGAAGUAUCACAAUCUCCAACUUCCCCAAGCUUGAUCGAUGCAAAGCUGGACGCCGAUUAUGAGCUUUAA
Molecule: messenger RNA, 1242 nt
Organism: Prunus armeniaca (apricot)
Lineage: Eukaryota; Viridiplantae; Streptophyta; Magnoliopsida; Rosales; Rosaceae
Source: the annotation of a GenBank genome assembly